CACCUGUCCCGUUCACCCCCCUAGUUUCCUGUUUCCGGCCGGGCCGACUUGCACGUUACUCCCUAGGAUGCCUCCAGCUGGUGGGCUUCGCAGAAGAGGGGGUCCCAGUGGUGGGCCCUCGGUGCCCCGCUCUCCAAUCAGCGAGGCCCUGCGGCAUGGAUGGCAGAACAAGCAGCAGCUGCUGACAGACCCCCGGUAUACCGCCCUGCUGGGGGCAUGCCUGUGCCUGGCAGAGCUGGGGGUCAGCCACUGGGUCAUACAGAAAGUGCCCUAUACAGAAAUUGACUGGAAAGCUUACAUGGAUGAAGUAGAAGGUGUGAUCAAUGGGACCUAUGACUAUACAAAGCUUCAGGGGGACACUGGGCCCCUGGUGUAUCCUGCAGGAUUUGUUUACAUUUUUAGUGCUUUUUACUUCUUAACAGACCAUGGGAGCAACAUCCGCCUGGCUCAAUACAUAUUCGCUGUGCUGUAUAUUAUAACGCUGAUACUUAUAUUUCGUAUUUAUGUAUUAACCAAGAAGGUACCACCAUAUGUAUUUUUCUUUAUGUGCUGUGCCUCAUACCGAGUGCACUCCAUCUUUCUGCUGCGGCUAUUCAAUGAUCCUGUUGCCAUGGUAAUACUCUUCAUCUCUAUCAACUUAUUCCUGCAGGACUGGUGGAACUGGGGAUGCUUCUUCUACAGCCUAGCGGUUUCUGUAAAGAUGAACAUACUGCUGCUAGCCCCUGGCCUGCUCUACCUGCUUUUAUGCCGAUUUGGGCUACUGCUGACUAUUCCAAAGCUCUGCAUUUGUGGUCUACUACAGGUGGUCCUCGCUCUCCCUUUCCUGCUGGAGAAUCCCAUUGGGUAUUUGCAUCGGUCCUUUGACUUUGGGAGACAGUUUCUCUUUGAGUGGACAGUGAACUGGAGAUUCCUUCCAGAAUAUGUGUUCCACCACCGUGCUUUUCACUUGGCAUUGCUCACAGCUCACCUGAUUGCAUUGGUGCUUUUCUGCCUGUUUCGCUGGCAUAGAUCUGGACAUAGUAUCCUGUCACUUUUGAAGAAUCCAAAACAGAAGAAGUCUGCAUCACAAAGACUUUCAGCAAACCAGAUCAUCUUUGUCCUGUUCUCUAGUAAUUUCCUGGGUGUUAUGUUCAGCCGUUCUCUUCACUAUCAGUUCUACGUCUGGUACUUCCACUCACUGCCAUACCUCCUGUGGGGCACAAAUACCGCCUUCCUGCCUGGACUAGCAAAGAUCUUAAUCCUUGGCUUAAUUGAGCUGUCCUGGAACACUUUUCCCUCAACGGUCUUCAGUUCCUGUGCUCUUCACUUAUGUCAUGGAGCUAUUCUGCUGAACUUGUGGUAUGGUACUCCACCUGACGAAGAUACAUCUACAUCCAGCUCUGCAAACAGUGCACGGGUCACACGCAAGAAGAAAGACUAACCUGUUCAAUCCAGCAUGGGGCAAAAUUACUUGUCUCUUCUACUGGCAAUACUCAGGACAGCACUGUCUGGUGCUAUGAACUGAACUCCAGUGUUUUGAGUCUGGAGGUAUGACAACUAUAAUAAUUCAUAUUUUUUUUUUAAUCUAAUAAAUGUGGACAACGGUUAUUUACAGACCUUAGUUUUGUGUCAAGAUACUGGUUUCUAAGAAGGACCCACCAACCCUCCCCCCCCCCAUUACCACUCACAGAGGCACUUUGGACAAACUUAGGGUAAUGCCUUUAUUUCCCAUUACAAACAUCUUUCUCAGACAUCACCUGGCUUAUAGCAAAGCAUGUUGAGGUUGAGGUUUUCAUCCCAGUGACGAAGCAACAAGAAGAGAUGACGAGCAGCUCCUUUAAGAACAGGCAACUGUAGCCCUUCAGUCAGAGUUUGUGCCCGAAGCCAUCCCUCUGCCCGUGCUGCCAAUAGCUCCCAUUCUGUAAAAAAGCCAGCACAGCGAUGCUCUAGCCAUGCAAGAGCAACAGCCGUGGCCCAAGAACAUCCUUCUAGAUCCAUAUCCUGCUCAGUGCCAGCUUCAGAAGGACAUGGGGAAGUGUCACAUGGGUCAGUCUCUGACCCACGUCCACUAUCUGCCUGAUGACACAGCGCUUCGGGACAUGAUGUUGUAAGUAUAGGAAGGAAAAGGGAGUCUUGGGUAACUGGAACUUGGGGUUGGGAACCCCUUUUGUAAGUCUGUGCUCCACCUCUAAAAACUUCUGAUUGGUCCUGGGGCAAUGGCUCAGACACUGGACUUAGGCUACCACGAUGAGAGCUGUAGGGUGAGGCACGAAGGAGUCGCUGGAGAGAUAUCUGAACCAUACUGGAAAAGCUAUUGUUUAGCGUGAAAUAUCCUUCUGGGGAUUGCAAACUUAUCUGAGGAGAAAAUAAAGGUUCGGGGCAUAACAAAGAAUAAUAUGUACAACAAAGUAGUCUAUAGCAUGAAUGAAUACAGCUCUCACCAAAGGGAGGUAGUCUUGGAUACCAUGAUCUGAGCAACUCUCCUUGUUUCCACUAAUACAUGGUGGCUUCAGAGGGGGUAAUUUUCCAGAUAUGCUACGGAUCCUUCUUUUACCAAGGCUGAUCCUGGAAGAAAAUUAUGUCUGAGAACAUAUCACCACCAUUCAAUAAAAAUAUGUAGAUGGAAAA
Messenger RNA from Pelobates fuscus (common spadefoot toad), 2607 nucleotides. RefSeq names its product ALG3 alpha-1,3- mannosyltransferase (gene ALG3). Bases 68 to 1420 code for a protein of 450 amino acids. Gene Ontology annotation, cellular component: endoplasmic reticulum. The transcript has 9 exons. Gene Ontology annotation, molecular function: dol-P-Man:Man(5)GlcNAc(2)-PP-Dol alpha-1,3-mannosyltransferase activity. NCBI's taxonomy places the organism in Eukaryota, Metazoa, Chordata, Amphibia, Anura, Pelobatidae. The record is from RefSeq and is a predicted model, not a curated record.